Oryzias latipes (Japanese medaka) is the source of this 5752-nucleotide messenger RNA. RefSeq names its product protocadherin alpha-C2. The record is from RefSeq and is a predicted model, not a curated record. Gene Ontology annotation, molecular function: calcium ion binding. Gene Ontology annotation, cellular component: plasma membrane. Lineage: Eukaryota; Metazoa; Chordata; Actinopteri; Beloniformes; Adrianichthyidae. Gene Ontology annotation, biological process: homophilic cell-cell adhesion.
CACCCAGGCGGUGUGUGCGCCCCUGCGCGGAACUGCUGUGAGAUCUGCGCUCCUUCAGCGGCACAGUGCCGUGAACGGCUGACCGCAGCUCCUGCAAAAACGUGGGUGCAAGAAUGAGAGCGGGAUUCCUCUCCAUCAGAAGAACCUGAUCGUAUGGACAAAUCAUCCCUCGCUCUUCUCUAAACACAACGAUGGCGAUUGACUGUGCAGCGCUGCGGACACGAUUCGUCGUGGCUCUUUUUACAUUCGUGGCACUGUGGGGAUUUACGCUCUCCAUCACGCGGUACUCCAUACCGGAGGAAAUGGAAGAGGGGUCCUUUGUUGCAAAUUUGGCGGCAGACCUGGGUCUGGAUGUCCGCAGUCUGGAGGAGCGCAACGCGAAGCUCGAUGUCAUCCACGGGAAAAAUUACCUCGACCUCAACAAAGACACGGGGGAGUUGAUCAUCCGCGAGAAGAUGGACAGGGAGGUUAUAUGCAUGACGAAAACGACCUCAUGCUUUCUAAAAAUGGAAGUCAUACUUUCAAACCCGGUUCGCAUUUUCAACAUUGAGCUGGAGAUUUUGGACAUCAAUGACAACGCGCCCCUGUUUCGCAGGAAGACAAUGCACUUGGACGUUUCUGAGGCAACCCCUCCUGGUGAGAGAUUUUCGCUGACGAACGCCGUGGAUGCGGAUGUGGGAGCCAAUUCAAUCAAGACUUACUACCUGAGUGAGAGCAAAUACUUCGGCAUUGACAUUCAAACCGGCAGCGAUGGCUCUAAAUAUGUCGAUCUGGUCCUCAAGGGCAAGUUGGACAGAGAAGAGCAUGCGGUUCAUAAUUUGAUUUUAACCGCUGUGGAUGGAGGGGUGCCUCCCCGCUCCGGCACCGCCAGCAUCAUUGUUAAUGUCCUGGAUAUCAAUGACAACGCCCCCCUGUUCAUUCAGCCGGUAUUUGCAGUCAAUGUCUCAGAAAACUCGGCACCAGGGACAGUAGUCAUGAUCCUUAACGCAACAGAUUUGGAUGAAGGCUCCAACGCUGAGCUGAUCUACUCCUAUACACUUUAUACCUCUGAGAAAACGCAGGAGAUUUUUUCUCUCGAUCCAAACUCAGGUGAGAUCAAAGUGAAGGGGGUGAUCGAUUAUGAAGCCAGUCAAAGUUUCGACAUGUACAUCCAGGCUCAGGACAGGGGGUCCACACCCCUGUCAGGACACUGCAAGGUGAUGGUGUUUGUCACAGACCUGAAUGAUAACCACCCAGAGGUUACCAUCAAAUCCUUGAAAAGAGCGGUAGCAGAGGAUGUCUCUGUAGGAACCUUGAUUGCAGUCGUCAGUGUCAGCGACAAAGAUUCUGGAAUGAACGGAAUAGUGGACCUCACCCUAAACCAGCAGGAUAUCUUGCCAUUCCUCCUGAACAAGUCUUCAGAAGACUACUUUGAGUUGCUGGUGUCGAAGCCACUGGACAGAGAGGUCAUGAGUAAAUAUGAAAUAGUAUUAAGAGUAAGAGACAGAGGUUUCCCCCCUUUAUCAGAUAAUGAGACCAUUACACUGGAGAUUUUGGAUGUCAACGACAAUGCUCCCACCUUCUCUCAAUCUAUCUUCACAAUCCACGUGAUGGAGAACAAUCCACCAGGCGCAAUUUUGACAUCUCUAAGUGCAUUUGACCCUGAUCUCAAUGAGAACCAGUAUUUGGUGUAUGUUAUAAUGGAGAAAGAAAUUGUUAACAUGUCAAUGUCCAUGCUGUUUUCCAUCAACCCUGAAAACGGGGAUCUUUAUGGAAUGAAGACCUUUGAUUAUGAGAGAGAAAGGGAGUUCUUGUUCCACAUUGAAGCAAGAGACUCUGGCAAUCCCCCACUAAGCAGCAACACAACUGUUCAUAUUAUCAUCCUGGACCAAAAUGAUAACACUCCUCAAAUUGUGUCACCUUGGCGAGCGCAGGGGUCCUUGGUGGAGGAGGUGAUACCUAGAUCCAUAGAAAAGGGCCACAUGGUUGCCAAGGUAGUUGCUGUGGAUUCAGAUUCAGAGCAGAAUGCCAGGGUCACGUACCAGCUCCUGCAGAUCAGCGACUCAUCCCUCUUUAGCCUGGAUCAGUAUAAUGGUGAAAUUCGAACAACAAGAAUGUUUACCUACAGAGACCCAAGGCAACAAAGGCUGGUUGUUAUUGCCAAAGACAAUGGUGAACCUUCACUCUCUGCUACUGUCACCAUCAAGAUAUCAACAGUGGAACAUGCCAUGCCCUUCUCGGAAACAACAGAGUUACCUAUAGAGUAUGACGUCUUCACAAACCUAAAUCUUUACUUGGUGAUUGGUUUGGGAGCUGUGUCAUUUCUGCUGCUGAUAACCAUUUUGGUUAUUAUUGUCCUCAAGUGUCAAAAGCCAAAGCCAAAGGCCAUCAAGAUCCCCCCAGCCAAUAGAAACAGUGUGGUCAGCAGGAACAGCGUGAUCAGUCAGAGAAGCUCCACCAUUGCUGACUCCACCCUGAUCUCUAGUGAUGCCUACUGGUAUAGCUUGUUCCUUGCAGAGACCAGGAAGGGUAAAGUGGUGGUUCGACAGCCGAUAAUUCCUAAAGGUGCCGGCUAUUUUGUAUCCAGCAUACCAAGGAGCAUAGGUCCCAGCGAAGCCGCAGACUCCAGAGCAUCCACGCUGGAGUACUCAAAAUGAAAGGAAGUCCAUUCUACAACUGGAGGAUCCCAGAAGACAGCUGCGGUGAUAGAAUCCUCUCUUCGCAAAACUCUCUGGCUGAAACUUUACCGUGACUCACAAAGAAGAUUUCAAACUGUUGUCCUCCCUCACUGCCUCCUCUGCAGCUCAUGGUUCCCUCCGGUUCCGGCGAUCCCACACACUGACGUCACCUUGGAUUUUCUAUCAUUGUAAUCCCUGAAGCAUGAAUCUGCAUGGUUCUUCCUCAAGUUAUUUGGACUACUAAUCUUUUAAAUCAGGACAUCUGGAUAUUUCUAAAGAGUCUCUUUUAGCAAAUAACUUUACGCUUCAAUGUCUCAUUGGAUAAAUUCUGUCUAUUCUCCAGGGAUCAUGUGAUGUGCUGUAGAUCUAGAAGCCAUCAGUAUUUCACUUUGUGCUUACCUUGCCAUCGUGCUACUUUCGUUUUUUUUUUUAUACAAGAGUUGAAAACACGCCUAUAAACAACUAUGUGAAUCAGGGUAAACAUGCUUCUUCCACUGAUCGUUAAAAAAAAAUCCUGAACUGUAGCUGGUUUUGUUCUGGAUUCAAAUCAUUGAGUGUAAAUGAGAAAGGGACUGAGUGAACCCUCCCUCCUCACAUUCCAAACAGGAAGUACCCGCUGGUUUUGAGAAGCCAAAAUCCCAUAGAAAUUGUGAAAUCAAAAUGGUGCGUUCGUUCAUUUACAGUAGGUAGUAUUAUCUGAUAAAAAAACAAUAUCUAUCAUUUUGUAUUACGGGUAGGAAUAUUUCACAAAGUGGGAUAGAUAGAACCGCGGAUAAAGUCAUUGUUUUUAUGGAUGACAUCACACUCAGUCCAGUUCUCUUAUACAGUCAAUGACUCAGACCCUGCACAUGGUGCUUUUAAUAUUUUCAGGAAGACUUCCUAACAAUAACCAACAGUGAUUCCGUUUGUAUUUAUUUUGUGUUCAACCAGUUCUGAAUGUUUUGACAAAAAAGAAUGAAAGACAACUGCGAAAUGCAAACAAAAAAUACUUUUUUUUUACAUCAUAGAAAAUGUAGUUCUGUAGAUGAGGUCAGAGAGGCAAAACGAGUUUAAAGGACAGAAGUGGGAUCCAUUUCUCAGCGUAAUAGACAUCAGUUGCACUAUAGUAUUUAAUAACAGCGUCAAAUCAAAUCUGGUUUACAUUUGUGGAUGCUUAGCCUUUCUGCUCUUGUGGAUGGGAGAGGGAGGCAUGUGUCAAACACAAGGUGGCAAAAGUUUAAGGCACUCCAACAUAAUGGAAAAAAGCAUUAGGUUUAGGGUCAAACAUCAAUUCCGUUUUUUCUGUAAAGAAACUCUUACUUACUAUAAGCUAUUUUCUAAAAUCUAGUAAAAUCUUUAUUCACUCAAAAAAAAGUCAGGUGCAAGUUUUAGAGAUAAUUGGAAAAAAAAUAAUCUUAAUAAAAUAAUAUAAAAUGUAUUUAUUGUUGCCAAUUGACAGGAGGAAACAGUUGUGCUUGUACAUUUACAUAUUCUACCAGAGAACGCGAGAACUGGACAGAUAAAGCAAAAAAGUAAUGUCUAAAAUACAACUGUGCAUGUUCAACCGGAUUAAGUAAUUAUCCAUAUUUACCUUUAGCAUGGAAUUAAGGAUAUUUAUUAUUAUUGUAGCCAUUUACUGUGUAUAAUUUGAGUAAGUUGGUCAUGUGAAAUUCCUGCCCAUUUCUUCCAGCGCUGGCCACUGCAGAGGGAGAAAACAGCUGCCAAAAUGAUCUAUUCAAAAUUCACAAAUUCUGCCUUAGCUUUUGAAAAUAAAUUGACAAAGUAUAAAGAAACUCCUCUAGAAAAGAAAUUAUUAUAAUCACUUUGGGUUAGUUUUGCUUAAUAAGUUUAUAAUUCUUUAAAAAAUGUGUUCUAACUAGUAUCUAUCUAUCUCUGCCAGGGCACGUAAAGUUACAAGCACAACUGGGCAAUAUGUGGUUUUAUAAAUAUUACUGUUUUAUAUAUCUAAAUUUUAUGUUUUAAAUUUAAUUGCUGCUUUUGUGAGCUUCUUUAAGGGCAUUUUGUGUUACGUAUUUGUGUUGUGGUGCGUAUGACGUUAUUUUGAGGGUGUACGUAACUUCAAACAGAAUGGAACAAGAGUCUUGACCUGGAAGAAAGUGACCGCUUUCGGAACCAGGACUUUAAUUAGUCUGAGACAAGGGGCUUACUCAAAGCUCUUAUUAGGGUGCUUAAUGAUAAAAGUUAAUGUCAAGAGGCUGGGAGAAAGGAUUAUGAAAAGAACAACAGUGUUAGUUACGGCUACAGUACUCUAAUGCUGACUCUGCAUACAGUGUAAAAUAUUUAUUAAGCAAAUGACAGCACUUUUAAUUCACUGUGUGUGAAUGGAGUAUUGCCUAGUGCACUCUGAGUCAGUGAAAUGUAACCUCCCCUUUCUUCUGUCUAGGUCUUUCUAGGCUUUCCACCUUAAAUAACUAUCUGUUAGACUGAAGAUGUAAGGUGAGGAGGGAUAUCUUGCUGUGAAGUACAUAAGACGUGUGCAGUUCCUGCCAGAACAUAUAGAUUCCAACAGUGUUUUCAGGUUUCCCAGAUUGCACAUACGAUGAGCUCCUUGCGUGCCUUCUGCAUUGCAAAAGAUGACUGUUGACAGCUGAAAUAAUGGUGUUUCCUUUAGCAUAACAAACAUUGAAGUUCCUCCCCGAUGAUGUAGUUUCUAGAACUGCUUAUUGCGAGGGGCCUUUUUGGAGUCGGAACAGAUUGUGUUCGGCUAAAAAAACCAAGAGAGGCAUUCGUUGUAAAUCGAAACUGCUUUCUAUUUUGUGUUUUUAUACGGUAGACCUUUUUGAUAUCUUCUGUAUUCACUGUGAUGGGAGUGGCACAGGCGGUGCUGCUUUCGGUUUAGUCAAAGUGAGUUGUUUCUCAUUUGUGUCAGGUUUUUUCGUUUUUCCACAAAUACUCUGCCAGACUGUAGUGCACGCUUUGAGAGUUUCAUCAAAGUGUUCUCCACUUCCACUCACGACAUUAAUGUGCGGCUGGGAACGGUCUGGCUUUAUUUUCAAGUCUAGUUAAUUGACAGAUUUUGAUGUUGCUUAUUUGGCUUAAAUGUACUGCCUGAUCAUGCUAGAUGGCUAGUUUGAAUAAAGCUUUUUAAUCCAUUC